Messenger RNA from Ipomoea nil (Japanese morning glory), 3141 nucleotides. Its product is annotated as receptor-like protein 12. Gene Ontology annotation, molecular function: protein binding. The transcript is spliced from 3 exons. The record is from RefSeq and is a predicted model, not a curated record. The coding region runs from base 1 to 3141 and encodes 1046 amino acids. Lineage: Eukaryota; Viridiplantae; Streptophyta; Magnoliopsida; Solanales; Convolvulaceae.
AUGGCCACUUCUAAAAUGCUCCCAUUUGUUAUUCAUAUUCUUGUUCUGUUUUCCCUUUCUUUUGAGACAGCGAUAUCAGAAAGUAGAGAGGGAAGAGCCCUUGUCAAGUGGAAGAACACCUUAUCCAAUACUCAUGAUGUUCUUCAUUCAUGGUCCAUUGCUAAUCUUGACAACGUUUGCUGGAAUUGGAUGGGUGUUACCUGCAGCAAUGCUGGAGUUGUUUAUGAGAUAAAGUUGGAAAAUUUGAACCUGUCAGGUACACUUGAAAGCCUUGAUUUGAUUUCAUUUCCUAAUCUCACCCACUUUAGCCUCUAUAGAAACAACUUCACUGGAUCAAUUCCAUAUGCUAUUGCUAACCUUUCGGAGCUAAGGUCUUUGGACCUCAGUUGGAACUAUUUUCAAAAUGUUAUACCAACAGAUAUUGAAAGGUUAACAAAGCUUAGGUCCUUGUACCUUGGAGAAAACAAUCUCAUAGGUAAUAUCCCCUCCCAAAUAUUCUCCAAUAUGAGCAAGCUUCGAUAUUUCGACUGUGGCGGCAGUAAUCUAUUCCAAGGGCCAUUUCCAGGAAAUUUAGUGAAGCUAUCCACGCUUAAAGAACUUUCAUUAAAUGAAAACCAAUUCUCUGGUUCAAUACCUCCUACAAUUGGAAAUCUAAGUUCACUAAGGAUUCUGGAUCUCAACGACAACAUGUUGCAAGGAACUAUUCCUCAAACACUAUGCAAUCUUCACUCUCUUGAAUAUCUCGUUUUAUCUAAGAAUUGUUUUGAUGGUGUAGUUCCAAAAUGCUUGGGAAAUGUAACCUCAUUGGUAUCUCUUUCUCUUUCUUCUAAUAUCUUGCAAGGAAAUAUCCCUAAAACAUUAUGCAACCUUCACUCCCUUCAAACUCUCUACCUCGAUAGUAAUAGGUUGAGAGGUCUAAUUCCACCAUGCUUAGGCAAUAUAACAUUACUAAGUUUUCUUUCUCUUGGUUACAACAUCAUGCAAGGGAAUAUUCCUCAAACACUAUGCAAAAUUCACUCCCUUGAAAGUCUCCUCUUAGAUAGCAAUAGUUUGGGAGGUUUGAUUCCACCCUGUCUAGGAAAUGUAACCUCACUAAGCUAUCUUUCUCUCAGUUCUAACUUCCUACAAGGAAAUAUUCCCAAAGGACUAUGCAAUCUUCAACAGUCCCUUGAAGUGCUCAUUUUAUCCAACAAUAGUUUGGAUGGAUCAGUUCCUCAAUGCCUGGGAAAAUUGAAAUUGUUGACAACUCUAAUUGUUUCUAAAAAUCAACUUCAAGGCAUGAUAACUCCAACUCCAACACUUAGAAAUGACACAAAUCAAACAACAAAUUCUAGUUUGAUUUAUGGGAGGGAUACAUGGUUUUGUGGUUUGAGUUCCUUGAAAUUUCUUGAUCUGUCAGACAACAAUUUACAUGGUUCACUACCUCAGUGUUUAGAAAACUUCAGCAGGGAACUUGUGGUUAUUAAUUUAGCCAGAAAUCAACUUCAAGGAUUUACUCCAGGAGUUUGCACAAACAGAAACAACUUGGAGUAUUUCAAUUUGAAUGGCAAUCAGUUGGGAGGGUCAUUGCCUCGAGACUUGAUAAAUUGCAACAAGCUUAAAUUUAUUGAUCUCGGAGACAACAUGUUACAUGAUUCAUUCCCUCAUUGGUUAGAUACUCUUCCUGAUUUGCGGGUACUUGUGCUGAGAUCUAACCAAUUUUAUGGUGAAAUAUGCACUUCUAACACUACACUUCCAUUCCAAAAACUGCAUAUAUUUGAUAUCUCAGACAAUGAGUUCACUGGUCCUUUGCCAAGAUAUUAUAUGGAGAACUUUGAAGCCAUGCAGCAUACAAAUGAUGAUGGGACACUAUCAGCUUUUGAAGCUUCAAUAAGCUUAGUUUGGAAAGGGGUAGAAGUUCAAGUGGUGCAUUAUGAUAUCUUCACACUCCUUGAUUUAUCUAACAACGACUUCCAUGGUGAGGUUCCAAGAUCUUUAGCAAAGCUUCGCUUCAUUCGGUUUCUCAAUCUUUCUCACAAUCAGCUCACAGGCAAUAUUCCAUCAUCAUUGGGAAAUUUGACCCUCCUUGAGGUAUUAGAUCUGUCAUGUAACCAACUAGUGGGUAACAUUCCCAUGCAGCUUUCAAGAUCAUUAACAUUUCUAGCUGUAUUCAAUCUUUCUUAUAAUCAUCUCUCUGGUCCUAUACCGCAUGGCUCACAAUUUAACACAUUUGGGAAUGAUUCCUAUUUGGGAAACAUGGCUCUUUGUGGACUACCCCUCACAUUAAAAUGCCAAGACAAGGGUGAAGGGAAAGCAUCAAAUGAUAAGGAUUCACAACAUUUUGGAAGUGGACUUGGCUGGCAAAGUGUUAUAAUUGGAUACUGUUUUGGCGCACCUGUUGGUAUUUCCAUAGGAUAUUUUUUAUUCAAGCAUGGAAAUUUUGGAUGGCUUAAAAGGUGGAACAAAGACUGGAGGCUAUACAAUUUGCCUAACGCUAAUGAGGUGGCUGCACUUAUUGUCUUGGACCUAGAUCCAUCAAUGGGUGAUCUAGACAUAUUGUACCCUUUGUUGUUCCCAUAUGGCGAAGAUGGUUAUCCUGAAGAUAUUACAUUUUCUGAUGCAUGGCGCCAAGGACAUCAUGGUGGUAGGACAAGAAUUACCCCUAAAGAGUAUUUCUCGUUCUAUAUACAUGAGAAGGUAAAUGAGAAGCAUACAUUGUUGUAUUCUAGGAGAUUAUUUCAACAAUACUUGGUUGAUGCAUAUACAAUGAUCGAAUAUGCACGCAUGAUCUACAUUAGAACUCAUCAGAAUAUGUUGCGGUGUGAAGCUUAUCAGGGGUUGAGCAAUGCAUUAACAAGGGGCAAAUUAGAUCCCACAGCUCGGGGCAAAAGAAUUAUACUACCAUCAUCAUUCACAGGUGGAGCUAGGUAUAUGAUUCAAAACUAUCAAGAUGCAAUGGCAAUAUGCAGUCACAUCAGUUAUGCACAUCUGUUCAUAACAUUCACAUGCAACCCAAAGCGGUAUGAGAUCGAGCGGUAUGUUGCACAGCGUGGCCUUAAAGCAGAGGAUAGACCCGAUAUUGUUUGUCGCGUGUUUAAAAUGAAACUUGAUGCUAUGAUUGAAGAGAUCAAAACAAAAAAAGCUGUUUGGCGACAUAUGUAG